This is a messenger RNA of Betta splendens (Siamese fighting fish), 1797 nucleotides long. RefSeq names its product thioredoxin-related transmembrane protein 2-B. The transcript has 9 exons. Bases 125 to 1039 code for a protein of 304 amino acids. Gene Ontology annotation, molecular function: disulfide oxidoreductase activity. The record is from RefSeq and is a predicted model, not a curated record. Gene Ontology annotation, cellular component: membrane-bounded organelle. Gene Ontology annotation, biological process: brain development. NCBI's taxonomy places the organism in Eukaryota, Metazoa, Chordata, Actinopteri, Anabantiformes, Osphronemidae.
UAGCGCUCACUUUAUGCACCAAGCUAGCAUAGCGCAGGUCGUCUGAGCUAACGCUACUUCAGGAGGUGUUUCGGACUUUUCGGGCUGUUGUGUGGUACUAGUCGUUGCCGGGGCUCGUUCACAGAUGGCUCUACUGACGCCAUUGUUCGCCUUCCUCUAUCACCUCCCGCAGGUGUAUAAGUGGCUGCUGAAGCCCUACUAUGUAGCAUCCUUCUUCAUGUCCGUCGCCUUCCUGGCUGUUCGCAAGACGCCGGGCAUCUGCGAGCAUCUCGCCACGCAGCGCGAGGACGGAAACUCCUGCGACUUCGACUGGAGGGAGGUGGAGAUCCUCAUGUUCCUCAGUGCCAUCGUUAUGAUGAAGAACAGACGCGCAAUAACGGUAGAGCAGCACGUGGGCAACAUCAUCCUGUUCAGCAAAGUGGCCAAUGUCAUCCUGUUCUUCAGACUGGACAUCAGGAUGGGGCUGCUCUACCUGACGCUGUGUAUAGUGUUUCUGAUGACUUGUAAGCCUCCUCUGUACAUGGGACCUGAGUACAUUAAAUACUUCAGCGACAAAACCAUUGAUGACGAGCUGGAGAGGGACGGACGUGUCACCUGGAUUGUUGAGUUCUUCGCUAACUGGUCUCCGGAGUGCCAGUCAUUUGCUUCUGUGUACGCUGACCUGUCUCUCAAGUACAACUGCUCCGGCCUCAAGUUUGGUAAAGUGGAUGUUGGUCGAUAUGGAGAAGUCUCCAAGAAGUACAAGGUGUCCACGUCUCCGCUGUCCAAGCAGCUUCCAUCCCUGGUGUUGUUCCAAGGGGGGAAGGAGGUGAUGCGGCGCCCCCAGGUGGACAAGAAGGGUAGAGCUGUGUCCUGGAGCUUCACUGAGGAGAAUAUCAUUCGCGAGUUCAACCUGAACGAACACUACCAGAAGUCCAAGAAGCUGAACAAGACUAAAGAAGACAAGGUCAGCCCGUCCCAGUUCCCAGCCGUCCCUGAGGAGGAGGAGCCCGAACAAGGGACUGACGCUCAGGAGUCAGAGUCCAAGAAGGACAAAUGAGAUGUGCAGGAACCAAGCAACGGUUGAAGGGGACUGUGAUGCUGUCAGCUGGUCCAGGAUCAGUGGGGACCUGGAAACGUGAUGUUACACAGCAUGUUUGUGGUGGGUCAAGCUGCAGCGUGAAUGACCAUUAAUAAUAACUAUUGAACUAGUGAAUGUGAUGUGGCAGAUUUUUUAUGUAAUUAAUUUAACUAAUUAAAAUGAUUAAGUGUAAUUCCUAUGAGCUAAGUUGUAACUCUGGUUCAUACAGUAGACUACGUUGGGAACAUUGUCCUGAUUAACUUGAGAUAGACUGAACAACUAAACUCUUCAUUUCACCUCCCCUGUUCCCUCGUUUAACUGUCUCCACGUCUGUGAACAUGCUGUGUUGUUUACGUGCUCUUAUUUAAUGAUAUUUCCACGUAUGACACAAGUCAGAUUGAGUGUGAACAGAGCUGGGUAACAUCAGACACACAGACAGUGCAUUUCUGAGUCUGAAUCCCGGGAGAACCCACAUUCCAGCAUUGGGAGAGUUUUUUUACGGUGUGAAUCAUUAUCAGGCAGCUUACUGCCAUUACUGACCAUAUGAUUAUUCCCUUUCCCCCAUGUCUAAUAAGUAUUGUUUUAAUUUAGAUUUGACUUUUUAAGUAUUUCCUUUUUGUAAUAAUCUGUCCUGAUGCAUUUGAUCAGAGCUACAUUCUGAGGCAUGGGUGUAUAUAUGCUCCUGUAUGUCAAUGUCUUCUCUCUGUACAUGCAAUAAAUGAUGCUCAUCAAGUGUU